AUGGUCGUCGCCACGCUCAUCAAAGCUGAAUAUCGUUUGGCCAACCCGGAAUCACCGCUCCCUCUUCCCAAACGCCGUGGUCUCGUUGGCAUCCAUUGCCCGGUCUGCUCGACCCCUAUGAAGUACCUGAAGUCCAACGAGGAUUCCUGGCUAAUCGGCUGCCCCACCCCCAAUAACUCGCACAACUGGAAAUGGUGGCGCUGUGACCAACUCAACCACGAGCUAGCUCUCCUCAACUUAGGCGCACCAAGGCCCAUAAUCUCAUCUGAGUCAGACUGGGGUCCUCGUGUGUCACCUACUGGUCAAAUCCUCGAACCAAAGCCACAUCCCAAUCAAAGGGACGGUUCCAAUCAUCGUCACCACCCCUACUUGCAACCGCCCCUCGAAAACACAACAACUCAUCAUACGUCAGCACGCGCUCCGCGCUCGACACCGGUGGUGAAAUGUCAACGCUCAGUAGAGGGGCCUACUGCUCAAAGCCAUAAAAGUGCCGCUAACAAAGCAUGUUUAUCUCAGUACUGCCGUGGCUGCUGCCUGGCGUUCGGCUCACCUCUUUGUCGCCAACACCCUUGCGUUUUGCCAAGUGCAGCACCUCUGGACAUUGACAUGCCCAUCAACCCCACGAGUUCGACCCACCUGACUCCACACCUUGCGGCAAGCACCUUCACUGGCUCAAAUGGAGGCCGCUCUUCGAGAGCACCAGCAUCCCAAGCCCAACCACAUCAGUGGGCCCAAGCAUCCAACACCCUGGGCCGCCGGAUCGACGUACAAUCGGUGGCAUUAAUUCAACAACUACGGGCUCAAAGAGACCAAGCUGCACAGUUGAAGGCAAAUAGCCUCAUCGAAGAGAAGCACAUGGCCACCAUUCAUCUAUGGGUUAAGGCUGACGAAAAGCAGGCCAUCACGGCCAAGUUUCCUCAAUGGCCCCUCGUCCGCCUGGACCAAAGUCCGCUACUGAUACAGGCGGUCAUCAAGGUACUUGGCUCGCAAUGGAACCAAGCGCUCAGCUUUUGGGACGAGGAAAUAUACGCCUGGCACGACACCCUAGUCAGUUAUCCCCACCGCUACGCCUCUCGCACGAUAGUUGUGCGCCUCCCCAACGUCACUUUACCCGUCUCUGUCAUUCCGGUCACCAUCCAAGCUGGUGCAGACCUUGACUCUGCACCAGGAUCACAGCUUCCUCAAACCGCCCCGAGCACACCAAGUCUGACACAGUCUGGGCAAAACGCUGUGAAUCCCAGCGAGGCAGAGCAAACCAACAUAGAUGAGCCCUCCGCAUCGGUAACCCUUAAAAAGCACUGGCCCUCUCCAAAACUCCUCAUCGCCAACCUCCUUCAAUGGUAUCAGGAGACAGUCGAUGGUAACAUCAAGGAGAAGUGGAUGGACCAAUAUGGUGGUGAAUGGCAGUUAAAGACCGCCACAAUGUAUCGAUACCGCUCCUGGAUCAACGAAGUCACCUACCCAAGAUUUCACGCCAAGUAUGGCUCUCAACCACGAGCCGCCGUUGGCGAGGCUCGCAUAUUCUACAAGGCAGAGUUUAACAGAGUCGCAUAUGUCAAAGCCAAAGAGGAGAACGAGCCAGCGGAAAUUGGUCAGUACUGA
Molecule: messenger RNA, 1602 nt
Organism: Melampsora larici-populina 98AG31
Lineage: Eukaryota; Fungi; Basidiomycota; Pucciniomycetes; Pucciniales; Melampsoraceae
Exons: 7
Coding region: 1-1602 (533 amino acids)
Source: RefSeq, a predicted model, not a curated record